AUGUCAUUAUCAAACUCAGCUCAUCUUAAACAAUACAAUCAAAACCCACUCAACAAUUCCAUCAACAAUCAAUCAAGUUUACCUUAUCUAGUGGUAAUCCUUUCAGGUCCAGGUGAAGAUUUAUUUCCAUUAGUCAAUGCUCAUUCAACAGAUCAACAUCCUAUCACACCUCAGGUAUCGAAACCUUCUUUACCUAUCUUGAACAAACCUAUGAUUGAAUAUAAUUUAGAUUGGAUAGAAGAAAGUGGUUUGACUGAUGUUUUGAUUCUGGCCUCUGAAUCUCAAAGAACUUCAAUUAAUUCGAUACUUAAAUCAAGAAAAUCUUCAAAUCCUACCCGAUUAUCUUCUUCUACAAACUCAACUAAUUCUCAUCCACAUUUACAAAUCAGAUUAGAAUGUAUACCAGAUCGACAAUUAAAAAGGGAUGGAACAACCGGUACUUUACGUUGGGCAAUUUCAUCUGGUUUGAUUAGAACAGCUUUUGUGAUUGUACCUUGCGAUUUAUAUUUUCAUUCGAAACCUUCUUCAAGUUUAUCUACCAAUACCAAUGAAACUAAAUCCACAUCCAUCCAUUCACGUUCUUUAUUACAUUUAAUUGAAAAACAUCGAUCAAGUCAAAACUUAUUAACUUCAGUUUAUUAUCAAAGAUCAUCAAGUUCAUUAGAUACAAAAGAUAGUCCACCUUUAACAUUGGUCACCUUGGAUCCUAAAUCAUCUACACUUUUAGAUAUCAAAGAAAUCGGACAAGAUUUAAGUUUAAGAAGAAAACUUUUAAACCGAUUUCCAACACCUGUCUUGACCACUUCUUUAUUACCUACUCAUCUUUAUCUUUGUUCUUCUCUUGUGGUUCAACUCUUGGCUAAUUCUUUAGAAGAUCAAUUAAGAUCUUUCAAAAUCGAUUUCGUGCCUUGGUUAGCUAAGUCUCAAUGGCAACCUGGUUUGAUUGAUUUACACCUCAAACCUGAGAAAAAGAAAACCAUCAAACCAACACCAGAUGAACAAUGGAUCUCACUAAAACGAUCAACCACGAACCCCAAUCCGAUCCCCUUCCAACCAUCACCUAAACUAAUCCGAACCCCACUCUUAACAGCCCCACCUAGUCCAGCGAAAAACCAUGAAAGAGUUCAUUCUCCAUUCCCAAAUCAUCAUUAUGAAUCCUUUAAAGUCUCGUCUGGUUUCGAUGAAGGUCAUCCUACACUUUUAAAAGACCAACUUCGAGAUGGUUGGAAGUGUGAAAUUCUGGUUUGGGAACUCGAACAUGGUUUUGUGGGUCGAUGUAAUUCGCUUUCAGGUUACGUAGAAGCUAAUCGGAUCGCAUUGAAAUCGUAUGAAGAAGAAAUGAAAAAGAAUCAUCAGAAAGUUGUGGGAAUGGGCUACGGAAUCGAUUCUUGUAUUGGUUCAAAUGUGGUGAUUGGUGAUAAAAGUUUGAUUAAGAAAUCGAUUGUGGGAAAGUUUUCAAAGAUUGGUAAAGCUUCUAAAGUGAUGAAUUCGAUCAUCAUGGAAAAAGUCAUGAUAGGUGAAAAUGUUAAGAUUGAAAAUUGUGUUUUAGCUGAUGGAGUUAGGAUUGGAGAUCGAGCUCAAUUAAAAGAUUGUGAAGUAGGAGCUGGAACGAUUAUUGAAGAUGAUUUGGUUUGUAAAGGUGAAAGGAUUACGGAUUCUGAUUUAUGA
Melampsora larici-populina 98AG31 is the source of this 1668-nucleotide messenger RNA. RefSeq lists its product as uncharacterized. The transcript has 8 exons. The coding region runs from base 1 to 1668 and encodes 555 amino acids. Gene Ontology annotation, molecular function: translation initiation factor activity; guanyl-nucleotide exchange factor activity. Gene Ontology annotation, cellular component: guanyl-nucleotide exchange factor complex; eukaryotic translation initiation factor 2B complex. The record is from RefSeq and is a predicted model, not a curated record. Gene Ontology annotation, biological process: biosynthetic process; cytoplasmic translational initiation. Lineage: Eukaryota; Fungi; Basidiomycota; Pucciniomycetes; Pucciniales; Melampsoraceae.